UUGUAUAAAUUCCCCUUCGAAAUCACUUUCACAUUGUUCCGAGUGGCAAGGCUAAGCGCACGUGCUGUUCUGGCAGCAGCCAGGUGGAUUUGUUUACAAAUUGGGAAAAUAAAGCAGCUCUUGUGAUAAAUGCUUGUUAGUACAACUUUUACUAGUUUGUUUACAAAAUGUUUAAGUUUGCAUUUAAUGUAGAAAUUGACAACGAAAAUCCUUUCAGCGUUAACAUUAAAGAAAGUGGUUCAGAUCAGACAAGUGAAAACGUAGGAAAGGAUGGACCCGAGGAGUGGUACACCGCGGAGAAAGUAGUCAUAAGUUCAGAAAUUUUAGAAAACUUGGAUGUAUACAAGUUAAAUGCAACCACCUUGAAUGUUGGUGACUUGCCCAUACAUCAUGUAGUGACGGGAUUCCUAUUACAACACAUCACCAGCAACAGCGGGGAUAAUAAAGAUAUUUCGAAAGCCGAGCAAACGCACUCUGAUCUUAUACCAGGAGUUUACGAAGGAGGUGCAAAAAUCUGGGAAUGCACUGAAGAUCUUCUCAAGUACUUGGCGAAAAAUUUUAAACCACAAUCAUGGCGCGGCAAAAGAGUGUUGGACCUAGGCUGUGGUGCAGGUUUGCUCGGCAUUUAUGCAUACAGAUGUGGCGCUAUUGUGCAUUUUCAGGAUUAUAAUAAAGAUGUGCUGACACAAAUUACAAUACCAAAUGUGCUCCUAAAUGUAGUUGACGUGAAACCAGCAAAAGACAAUUCCAACUCGGAGGAUGCGACUGAGUCAAAAGUUGACCUAGUUAAUACUGAUGACUUAGGAAAAAAUGUAGAAUUUUAUUCGGGCGAUUGGUCCAAAUACUCGGAGUUGACUUCUGAAAGUGUAGAGUGCAAAAGUGAUAAAUUUGAUUAUAUAUUAGCAUCAGAGACUAUUUACAAUCCAAAAAAUCAGCAAAAACUCUUAGAUACAUUUUAUGUAAAACUAAAGCCAGAUGGAGUAGUUUUAGUCGCGGCAAAAACAUACUAUUUUGGAGUUGGGGGUGGACUAAGACAAUUUGAAACCUUGAUUGCAAAUGAUAAACGCUUUCAGAGCAAUGUGGUCUGGACAAGCACGGAUGGUGUGGGACGGGAAAUAUUAGAAUUAAAAUUAAGUGAACAAUAAACACAUGUUUUAGUUGUUAGUAAAGCUAGUUAGUAAAAGACGACCUUAAAACAGAAACAAUUUGAUUUCAAACCAAUUUCAGUACUUUUAAUACACAUAUUCAGAGAAAAAUUCAGUUUCUUAUUUUAAUAAAUUGUACAAUAAGCGUUCUUUAAGCCAAUGGUUA
Rhagoletis zephyria (snowberry fruit fly) is the source of this 1311-nucleotide messenger RNA. Its product is annotated as histidine protein methyltransferase 1 homolog. Lineage: Eukaryota; Metazoa; Arthropoda; Insecta; Diptera; Tephritidae. The record is from RefSeq and is a predicted model, not a curated record. Gene Ontology annotation, biological process: peptidyl-histidine methylation, to form tele-methylhistidine. Gene Ontology annotation, molecular function: protein-L-histidine N-tele-methyltransferase activity. Gene Ontology annotation, cellular component: nucleus.